AUGUUUUCAAUAUUAUUAUGUGCCGGUUUAAUUAUUUCUGUAUUUUUGUUAAUUAGUUUACUUUAUGUAAAAUUAACAUUGGGUGUCUGUAAAUGCAGUAAACACCUUGUUGGUAAAGUGGUUAUCAUAACAGGUGCUAAUUCAGGGAUUGGAUAUGAGACCGCGAAAGAUUUGGCCCACAGAGGCGCUCGAGUUAUUUUAGCUUGCAGAAAUGAACAACGCGGCCUGACAGCUCAGAACAACAUCAUUGCAGAUACCGGCAAUCAAGAUAUCCAUUACCGUCAACUGGACUUGGCAUCUCUGAGUUCCGUAAGAAAUUUCGCUGAAGAUAUUCUUAAAAAUGAAAAACGACUUGAUGUGCUUAUAAAUAAUGCGGGAAUAUAUGCCACUAAAUGCACUAAAACUGUUGAUGGUCAUCUUCUUGAUCUACAAUCCAACCAUUUAGGACCCUUCCUGUUAACAAAUCUACUGCUUCCAUUGUUAAAGAAAACAGGCUCGAGUCGAAUUGUCAACGUUUCAUCGAUAGCUCACAAGUAUGGUAAACUCGAUGUCAAUGAUUUAAAUAUGGAAAAACAACCAUAUAGUGGAGGAGCAGCAUAUGCCAACUCAAAGUUAUGUAAUGUUUUAAUGACGGCUGAAUUAUCACAACAGUUGAAGGGACAUGACGUAACAGCGAACUCAUUACACCCAGGCGUAAUUGAUACUGAUAUUAUACCAAAUAGAGAAAAAAUAUUGAUGAAAUUAUUAAGUUUAUUAUUCAAACCAUAUUUUAAAACCAAAUGGGAAGGUGCACAGACGAGUAUUUACUUGGCGGUGUCCCCUGAGGUGCAAGGUGUUAGCGGAUACUAUUACAGUGAUUGUCAACAGAAGUCUACUUCUAAGUUAGCUCAAGAUAGAAAUCUGGCUCGCAGACUAUGGGAAGUGUCUGAAAAACUUGUGAAAAUAAAUUAA
Achroia grisella is the source of this 951-nucleotide messenger RNA. Its product is annotated as retinol dehydrogenase 12-like. NCBI's taxonomy places the organism in Eukaryota, Metazoa, Arthropoda, Insecta, Lepidoptera, Pyralidae. The coding region runs from base 1 to 951 and encodes 316 amino acids. The record is from RefSeq and is a predicted model, not a curated record. The transcript has a single exon.